Besnoitia besnoiti is the source of this 10749-nucleotide messenger RNA. RefSeq lists its product as uncharacterized. Gene Ontology annotation, molecular function: DNA-binding transcription factor activity. Lineage: Eukaryota; Apicomplexa; Conoidasida; Eucoccidiorida; Sarcocystidae. Gene Ontology annotation, biological process: regulation of DNA-templated transcription. The transcript is spliced from 4 exons. The record is from RefSeq and is a predicted model, not a curated record. The coding region runs from base 1 to 10749 and encodes 3582 amino acids.
AUGCCGGAGCGUGAAGUGGCGACUGUGGAGAAAGAUUGCGCGGGGACGCGCCUCCCUGCGCACGACAGCCUGAGGGGGUGUCUCCCAUGGUCGACAAAUAGCGAGCACUCAUCGUCCUCAGAGACCUCCACUCGGGGGAGCGGACGGCAGUUUCUCCGCAGCGCUGCUCUGGCGACAGGUAGCACCAUGGCUAGAGAGCCUCCCUCGCCUCGUCCCCCCGAGUCCGAGGGAGAUAGGCCUCCGAACGCCUCCCCGGCGGGGGGUCAUAGUCACGUUCGUGGCUUCAAGCCGCGGAAUUUGGCUGCAGAACUUGCAUGCGCUGCCCCAGCAGGAAACAGUACGGAGGACGGGCGACCGAGCCCGGCUAGCCGAGACGCGAGGGACGCGUUGGUGCCCGCAGCGUCGCCGCGGUCGCGCCUCGCCUCAGAGAUGGCGGCUGUGGGGAAGAUAGGUUCGUACGCGUCCUUAACUGGAGGUCGCACCGUCCUGCGCCACGCAAGUCGGUCGCUGCCUCCACGAGAGCGAGAUGUGUUCACUGGGAGCCCCAGUCCCUGUCGCUCCUGCGACGUCAGGGGCCUCGAGAUUCGGGGGGCGGAGAGGCCCGCGCGGUUGAGCGUCUUCUCGCCUCAGAACGCGCGCGGAGACUGGGGCAGCGGACAGUCGGCGCUGUUCGGAAGCGGCGACUCCAUCAGCUCCUUGCUCAUGCAGACCCGCGACAUCUUGUCGUCGUUUUCUCGCAGUGGGGGCCGCCAGGGGUCGUCUUCCACGACAGAUGCGGGGGAGGCGGGGGCCGCCGAACGUCAGGGACGACUCGUGCGUCUGUUGGAGCCCGGAAAAGGAGGCCCCCCGUUCUCCGAGGCCGACGCAAAGGCGGGCGCGUGUCCAUUCGCGUCAGCCGAGGUUCGACGCGCAGAGGAUUCGAGGGCGCCUCCGUACACGUCGCUGGCUGGUCGCCUCUGCUCGCCUCAUCCGCCGCAGUUGCUGACGCCCGAAGGCGCUGUGGCGCAGACCCCACAGAGGACGCUGAGCAUCGACACGCCGCAAGGCAUCGUCGCCAUGGCUGAAGCCCUGGCGGCGAGCGACUCAGAGGGGGACGGGCAGGCUCCGUGGCCUGCGCCCCCCCUGACGCCUUCCUCCGCGGGCGAGGCGGGUAUUAUUCCCCGCUCGGUGUCGACAAGACCCGUCUCGCGGGGGGUCGAGCAACCAACGCGCGUCAACAAAUUGACGACGCCGGGAGACGAGGAAGACAUGCAUCCUCGGUAUGCGCAGUUGAUUCAGCGGGUAGCGUCCAUCCCGAACGCAGGACAUGAAUCGCGGAACCUGUCGCCAGCCGCGUCCUACAUAGCCGCGGCCGCGCAGGCAAUUGCUGCAGAUUUCCCCGAUGACGCCGACGGUGACACGCUGGCGGCUGACAGGCUGGCGACGCGCGGAAGCGACUCUCCAGCGCGGGACGGGGUGACAAGCAAAUCGGGACCCUCCCCUGGCUUACGAGCCGUGGAGAGGAGCGGGGGGGGCGACGACGUCGGAGGCGACGGCGAGGGCUCGUGGGAGUUACAGAACUCGUUUCGAGCGAAGUGGAGGAAAGAAAACGGGCCGCGCUCCCCCGCAGGCCAGGCUGAAGGGGACUUUGCUGGGCGCUCCGUGGCACCGGUCUCUACUCUCCACGGCUUGAUGUGUGAUUCAGGGCCGGCCGCUCUCAGGGGAGCCGUCCCGCUCUCCUCUGUGAAGCACGGCCUGUCGGCUGGCACUGCUCAGCCUCCGGCGGAAGGCCCGCUUGGACACGAGCUGGCGGGUAUCGCCCCAGGGUCAGACGCUCGCGAGUCUGAGCGCUUCGUUAAAUUCGAGAGGGAGGCCGACAGCGCCGACAGCUGCUCACACAAGGCGACUGCACCACGCUGCGGAGGGGGAAUGGACCGGGGGCGUCUCACGGAAGUGUAUCUCGCCUCCCUCUUGCAACCGACAGACAUGCUGCUCGAUCGAAGCACUGCGCUGGCGGAUGCGGUUGCCAACCCCGAGCUCCAUCUGUAUCUGUCAAAGUGCUUCCACAACCAGAGUGCGCGGCGGGACUGGACGAGCGACCGCGAGUUCGCAUACAGUUGUACCAACAGCAGCUGCAGCGGAAGUGUCCCCUGCGGGAUUGCGUCGCCCUCCAUUGACCUCCUGCCCCUUUUCUUCUCUUCGGCACGCCAUGCUCCGCAGGCGAUUGCGCGGACGCCUCCGGGCGUCUGCGCCGCCGCCGCGUUGCCGGCGCUUGAGGCCGACAGCAGCCUGCACUUCUGCUACCGCGUCUCGCUAGAGCCGACGCGUCCCGUCUGCGCUCAGCUGGCGCCAGCCGAGCCUGCCUCCGCGACAACGCCGCCCCAGAUGAAGACAGAGAGAGGCACAUGCCUCAGGUGCACCUUGUCCGUCCCAGUCUUUGCUCCCGGAGACGCAGGUGGCGGGGCAUCAACCGCUCAGGGAGGAGUCUCCGCGCCAGUUUGCUCGUGCGGAGGCGCGGACGAGACUGCGGGCGAAGGCCCGCGCGCCGAGCCAGGUGGGUUGCCCGCCGAGACGACCAGUUCCGUGGACAGAUCUGUCGAGAGCUGCCUCCCAUUCCCUCCUUCACUUGCCGUGCCCCCGGCGAGCCGCACUGCCUCGCCUGCUGCAGCACCUUUGCGGCUUCUCGGCAACGGGUUCCGCCGCGUCCCGCCUCUCGUCUUUGAUGGCCCCCCGCCGUUCUGGAGCUUCGUCAGCUUCCAGUGUAACGCCUCGCCAGCGCAGGCCAAGCAGGGCAGCGCGUCGACUGCUGAUUCGGGAGCAAAGGGCGAGGAGAUCUUUGACGCUGGGGCUGGACAGGGCGGGGAUGCCUCGAGUCUCCCUGUCGCGCAGGCAGAUAGAAAAUGGCAGGAUGCAUGCGAGGUUCCACGUGGAAGGGAUCCGAAGGGCCUUGCCGUGGAAGGUGGUGAUAGCGGGUGGCGCGCCCGCGGCCCCCAAGCGCGCAUUCCCUCCCCGCAAGAAAUGCUCAUCAGCGUCAACAGGCAGUUGUUCCUACCCGAAGAGGAGCUGCGGGUUCCUGCCACCGUGUAUGGCUUCGAGAUCGCUCGGCAGGUCGCGGCUGCUGGGCGGGACGCAGCUAUUGCACUCUUGAGCGCGAACGAACUGGAAGCUGCGAACCACAGCGCUGCCGAACGUGGGGCUCGCGACGCAUGCGAGUCUUCUACCUCGGCUUGCAGGCUGUUUCUGAUUUCGGAUGAGAAGCCAGAUGCCGCAGACGAGCAAGCGGACGCGCGUGCGUCAACAUCGCCCAAGUCGGCCUCGACGCGGAGCGGCUCCCGACUUCCGUUUGUUGCGCCGGCCUCUUCCCUCGAGCGUUACUUGUGCCGGCGCGACCCGCCGUCUCGCGUCCGCGCAGCCCCUGCGAAGGCACGCGGGAGCAGUGUGUCGGCCUUCACGAGUGCGUCGCGGGGCACGGGGGGGUUGACUGGAGCAGGUCCUGCGCGGUAUCCAGGCGGGAAAGGCGACGCUUCAGCUCCUGGGUACCGAGCGGACGAAGGCGUCUGGGUGAUUCGUCAAGCGGGCACGGGGCUACCUCUCGCCGUCCGCGCUGCGGUGUUCUGUGAUGGAGUCGACGCCUCCACCCAACCCCGCGACCCGCGCGCGCCCGCGAAAGGAGGCCGAGGCAAACACACUGACAGCGUCUCAGCCUUCUGUGGUACAUCCGGGGGGGCAACUGCGAGUGUCGACGCCGCGCGUCUGCUCACCUUGGCUAGAGAAGCGUACGAACACGCCGGACAAGGCGCGGCGGAGGAUUCCCCGUGCCGCGGCGGGGUUUCCGCGAGUCAGUAUGGGGCUGGAGGGCGAAAGGCCGCCGCCGCGAGUGCGCGGAGGCCGCGCUCACCAGCGCGGCCGGGAGGGGCUGCAGCUGCGAGCGGUGGAGAGUCGUUUGAAGGGCCUCCUGGCAAGGGGGCAACGAGCCCACGGGUGGCGCGAGAGAAGAGCGAGACGCCACAUCACACCGGCGAAGGCCACGGGGCGACCGAGCGAGGGAGAAGCUCGGGCGAGGGGGACGACGGCUCGCGGCCGAGGCUGUUGGAGCGUUUUUUUUUCGUGGAUGCUCACGGCACCUCUGACACCGACCCCGUGCCGACACGCCUCAGGCGUGUCCGCCAAAUGGCCUGCAGUUGGUUCAGAAAUAAAAAACUUCAGCAGAUCGUCUUCCAGUGGCGGGCGCAGAAUCGCGCGCAGGACGCGGAGGGAUCUUCACUAGCCGUUCCGGGCCAGGGAGCGGCCGCAGGAGAUUCGCGGUCGGCGGCUCCGCAGUCCGCCACGACACUCGCGCUCCCGUCAACCGCAUACCGAUCGCCGUUGGCAGAACGGAGAAGCGCUGGAGGAACUCUUGCAGCGGGCGCUCUUGAGGGAGGUCAGCGCGGUCAGUCUACUGCCCCGGAGGGCGGAGGCGACGCGGGCCUGGGAUCUCCCGGGGGCCCCGGGGGCUGGGCAGACGCUGGAAGACUGGUCAGUGGGCCGCGCCAACUCGCGGUGGAAGAAGCUGCAGAGGGUCAGCAGAUACGCCGACUUCAUGCCCUGGCUCGCGCGCUGGUGUUUCGCCUGGAGGCCGUGGCGUCGCCUCUGCCACUCGACGCUUCCUGCUGCGGGUGUGUGCUUCUGUCGACGCUCCAAUCGUCGCUCGUCGUCCCAGACCCGCCGAGGCCUGCACGGUCGGAGCGAGGCGGCAGGCAGAGUCGCCCCGCGCCCGAUGGCCAUGCCGACUCUCCGCCCGACCCCCUCCAGCCGGCCAAGUCGCCACGCAGCGAGGGCCCUGACGGCGCAGGCGCAGCGACCUGCCGUCGCUGCUCCUUCCGCAUCGGCCUCAGGUGGCGAGAAGAUGUCUUUGCCUUCGAGUAUUUCGUGGCGCUCUGCUGCAGCCGCAGCCGCCUGCAUGCGGAGAGCGCCGCCGGGGAAGUUGAAGAUGAGGCCAACCUCGCAAACGCCGGCAAAGACUCGGCACGUGACGGAGGUGACGCCGACGGGAUCCCGUGCGUCUUCGAUUUCGUGUCUAUCCAGGCUGCGUUUCGGGCCGCCGUCGGCCGCCUCCUCCCCUUCCUCACCUUCCGCAGAGAGGCGCUGCAAAGCCUCGUCGAAGCCUCACCCGAGUUCCGCGCGCGCGUCGCCAACCUGGCUGUCCGUGGGGGACUGGCGAAGGCGGCAGAGUCGGCGGAGGCAGCCGCGGGAGUCUGCGCAGCCGCCAACGCGGCCGUGAAAGAGGAGGACGCUGUCGCGGCGGCGACCAAGUCUCUGAACGAGUGCCUGACGACUGAGGCGACGCUGCGAAGAGGCGCCGGAGAGUCGAAGCGUUCCCGCGAUCUCUGCCACCUCGCGGCCGCCGCGCCCUGUUCUCUCCUUGACGCCAUGGAGGCGCUGCGCGAGGCCGACGGGCAGCAGCAGGGGCCUUCGAACGCGUUCGUCACGAUGAGCGACGGCCCGGACGCGCCCGCGUCCGGCGACGCUCUCGGCGAAGACACCGAAGCCCCCUCGAUUCGCCCUCCCUUCGUCUUCACCGACAGACGCCACCUGCCGCCGGGGCUGGACAGGAUCCUGCAGCAGCUGCUCUUCUCGCUUCCGCCCUCAUCCACGCCAGCGCCCGCCCGCGGGCCCACGACGCGACUCCACAAGAAAAGGGGCGCCGCUGCGUCCAGCGGCCCCGGGCAGCUGAGCCGCGGGGAGUCGAUUAGCGAGGACUCAGGGGCCGGGAGCUUGCAGCAGCGAGUGCAGCGCGCCCUGGACGAUGAGCCAUUUCGCGUCAAGUGCAAGUACUUGACCAUCCCGCUGUCGUCUGCUGGCUCAUCGGCGUGUGGCGGCGCGGCGCCCGACUUGAGCUUGAAGCGGGAUCUGUUUUUCGCAUUUCUGUUUCCGACACAGGAGGCCCUCCGGCGGCAUCGGGAGGCUCCUGCGGACGCUGCGUUGGGCGCGAGCGGGGAGCAGGAGAGCGUGGCGGGCCCUGUCGGCGCGCGGCUUGACCGGCUGUCGCCUCAGGAGACGCACGAGUGCCUCCGCGACCUCCUGCAGCGCCUUUGGCCAGGCCGCUGGCCGUGGAUGGAGAGAGAUGGGCCGCCGUCCCCCCCCUCUCGAAGCGGGCGGCAGCGGGAGGUGAAGCGCGAGGGCCUGUUCCUGGAGGAGGUGAAGCAAGAGGAGGACGCAGAUUUUUUGUCGUUCACCGGACGGUGGGCAGAAGCCGGUGAGGCGCCUGGGCUGGAGUGCGGCCUCGGGUCUCAGCGUGGGCCUGAGAUCGGGUCAAGCAAAAACGUCUCUGCAGGUGACGCUUCGAGGACCCCGGGGAGAGAGCCGACAAACGCACGCUCGGGGGCAGCUCCGCCGGCGCUCAAGCAGGAGCGUGGCGGGCUGAGCGAGGCGAGUGCGGCGCGCAGUGCGGAUGGGGAGCGAAGUGUGCCCCAGAUGGACACGGAAAGUGCCCAGUUGGAGAGAGCGGCGUCGGUGAGGCAGCCUAGCGGGAAACGAGGCCGGACGAGCUUUUCAGAAUUGCGAUCAGGGGCGACCAAAGCGUCGCCGCUCUUCGCAGCUGACCCGAGUGAGAAAGCGCCUGCCCGUUUCUUCGAUACCGCGCCUGGUGGCGGCGGCUGCAGCUAUCUUUGGGGGGCGGAGUGCCGGGACCCGCAAGAGGAGCUCCGCGAUCUCCUCCUGCCGACCUCCUCAGGCCCAGCCAACGCCACUGGUGCUGCCCCAGCCCCCGCGGGGCGACAUUCUGAGGGUGACGCGUCUGGCGCUUCGCAGGCGCCUGGCGAUGUCCCGAAAAUGGUUCGAGUACAGGCUCCCGACUCGUCUGUGGCGUCAUCGUCAUCCGCGGUUCUCUCGCCACCGAUAGGGGGGACGCUUGCCCCACCUGGGGGGCUGGCCGAUUCACGGGGAGAUUCUUCGGCUUCAGAGUUGGCGGACUCCAGCUCUGCCCAAGGAAGCCCCGAGCAGAAGCGCAGACACCCUCCGGAGCUUGCGCUCGUCGCGCAGGGGGCGACGGCCGCGAGUGUGAAGGGACUAGAGGGCGGACGGGCCCCGACGGGGCCGCCAGUUUUCGAUUCCAGCGCCAGCUCGUCGGGCCGCCCCGUCUCUUCAGCCUCAGAGGAGGACUCCUCCGGAACGGAGGGUGCGGGAGCGACGCUGCCGCUGUCCGCGGCGCGGGCUCCAGGGGGGGGAGACCCCGCGCCCUGGGCCUUCCGCCCCGCGGCGCAGUAUCAAGUUAAAACCGCCCAGGAGAAAUCGACUCAGCUCGUGCCCGGGGCGCGGGCGGGCGUCGACGGAAAGAGCAGCGUUCCUGGGGCGGGAGCCCCGUUGGCUGCCGCGGGCCCGCGGCGGAGACGAAGACUCUGGGCGACAGACGCAGAGGUCACUAACCUGCAGGAGGGCAGGGACUUCCGCAUCGACUGGCGCUCUGACUGCGAUUACGGCAACGGGGGCAUCUCAGAGGGUGACGACGACGAAGAGGCGGCCAUUCCGACGGAGGCGGCGGUAGCCGCAGAAGCUGUCUCUCCGGAGAAAGACGCGAAGACUGUCCGCAGCUGCUUCUCGAGAAAGCAAAAAGCGCCGAUCUACACGUUCGAGGAGCAAGUGCCUGAGGACGAAAUCUUCGGCAUUUUUCAGCUGACUCCCGUUGGGGCGAACGCCGCUCCUGAAGGCGAAAAGACGAGGACAAAAAGUCUCCUCGCGCUGCUGCGUCAAGCUCCUCAGUUUCCGUUCGCGCCCUUGACGGGGCUCGGGGGGUCCCGAAGUCUGUGGUACGCGGGUCCGGCGCGGGCCGGCGGAGAACCGCAGGGGGCCCAGAGCGACGACUGCGGCGGCCCCGGCGCGACGCGCGCAGAUGUGGCGCCGGCGCGUGCCUCGCAGGCCGCCGGCGGACUCGCGCUGAAGCCUAGACGGAGCUCGGACAUCGCUUCCGUGGUGGCGGGGCUCGCGCCUGCAGCCGAGCCCCGCGGGCCCGGAGCCCGCGGCGCCGGUGUUGAGGAGCCCAAAAUGUCUCUGUCGCUCCCGAAACAGGGCAGUCAAAAACAGGGCCUCGACACGACCCCGCGGGGGGCGACACCGAGUCUCCACUCCCCGAGGGGGAUCCUCAGCCGGGAAGCGCAGACGUUCCUGCAGCAACAGCUCCGCCAGGCGGCGCUUCAAACGCAGGCAGCUGCAGAAGGCCAGUCUUCGUCUCUCUCGUCGCCCGCGUCGUCAGCGCAACCCCGCGACUUAUCUCUUCCUGGACGGGCGUCCGCGCCCCUCUCGGAUUUGUUUUCUCUCUGCGCGGCGCUCACGACGCCUAAGCCCGUUCACGCGUCUGCGGCCGCAGCAAGUGCCGCGGAGCCCCCCGCCUCGUCUCUCGCGAGCUCGGCGUCGCACCCGACAGCGUCUCAGGCUUCCCCCACACCCCCCUCUCGUCGGCCUGGGGGAGCGACCCCCUUGCUGCCUGCGAAAUCCACAGCGGGCGGGGGGCCCUUCCCACCGGGCUCCGCGGGCCCUGGAGAGAUGCCCGCUGACAGGCGCGCGGGGGGUGUUUCAAACAACUCAUCUCUCGGGGUGUCCAGUGGGGCGCAGGAAAGAGCUACAGCCCACAGUGGCGGAUCAGACACGGAGGGAGGGGCUGCUGCAGGAAACGCAGCACGGACGCAAGCGUUGGCUGCGCUCCUUUCCGCGCUGGCGCAGCAGGCGACGCAAAACGCCAGCCAACACGCUGUCACCUCGCAAAGGCCCGCCGCGGGGGGUCAGGGGGAUCCGGACGACCACGAGCUGGCGGCGCGGAUUCUGCAGGCGUCGGCCUUGCUUCGGGCCGCUGCGGACUCCGCGCAAGGACCGCAUGCGGAGCCUGAGUCGCCUUCGGCUGGGACGACCGUUGGAUCGCGUGAACUGUCUUCGCUGCUCGCGCUGGCGGCGGGCGCGCGGGCAUCGCAGGCCUCCAGCUCUGCUGUGCGUGUUUACGACCCGCCCGCGUCUUCGUUUGCAAAGUCAGCCGAGCGGAGUGAGAGGCCCGCUGCCUCUGUUUCAGGACUCACGGCGGCGUGCGGGACUGGGGCAGGCGGCGACAGCGGAGGGGCGAUGCGCGAGACGCAGGAACGCGACACAGCGGAGGCGGAUCGUCAGCUUUCACGUUUCCUCGCAGCCUUCGCUGAAGAGGAAGGCCACCGUCGGGGCGCCAGCGAGAGGCAAGCCCACGGGGGCUUCAUGGCGGCGGCGCUCGCGGAUUUCGCGACAGGCUCCUCCUCUGCCUCAGCUAGUGCAAGUCGAGUCUCGUGUGAACAGCAGCGCCUCCGCGAAGCGCAGGCUGCCCUGCACGCCGCAGUCAUCUCAGCGUCCCCGCCCGCCCCGCGAGAGUCCGCAGAGGCGUCCUCUGAUUCAGCGCUGGGGGGGGCAAGUCUGCGCGCCGAGCUGCUGCAGCGACUCCUCGCGGCGGCGCAGGAAUCUGAGGCCGGCGGAGGUCUGAAGCGCCCAGCAGAUGCCGUGGCUGGGCUCCUGGAGCAGUCGAGCCCCAAGCGAGUCGGCGCCCACCGACCGACGUCCUUCCCCGAGGGCCCUCUCGCUCAGGACACCGUCGCUGUGGCGGCUGCAGCCGUGGGGUCGUCUUCGGCGUCGGCAGGCGCCGCGUCCGGGAUGGAGGUUACAGACACCCGCCACACGCACUCGCUGCAGACACCCGCAGAGACGCCAGCUGCGGGCGAGGGGGGCAUGUCGGCGUCGCUAACAGUUCCUGCGACGCGGCCUCAGCUGACGAUUCCCGCCAUCAAGCGCGCGAACUCGCCACGGCCGCAGAGCUCUGCGGGAGGGGGGGCUGGGCACGCCUUCCUGUUGCCGCCGGAGGGCGUCGGGGGGACGCCGGGCGGCGAGGAGGCAGGCGGCUCGAGGCGCUCCCAAGACGCGGGCCGAGGACGACGCCCCGUCGGCGGCUCACGAGCGACUGGAGCGCGACGUGACAGCAGCAGCUUCAGCGAAGACUCCCACCAAGAUGAGUAUCUGGGGCCACCGUCGUCGUGUGCGUCUGGCGCGCCGAGCUCGGGGAGCCGCACGCCGCGCGCGGGCGGCGGCGCGGCCGGCGAGGAGGACGAGCUAGUUCCCAUUGGGGCGCUGCCGACGGGCGUCUACUUCGACGUCGCGAGACGGCUGUGGCGGUGCCAGUGGCGCGAGGAUGGGAAACUGAAAAGCAGCGGAUUCUCGCUGAAGCACUACAAGACGCUGGAGGCCGCGCGGGCGGCGUGCAUCCUCUACAAGUGCGCGGUGACCAAUACGCCGGUCGACCCCGCGUGGCUCGUGCCCGAAUACAUCCCGAUGUCGAUGGCGAGCAAGCGCCUGAUGAAGCACCGCCAGCAAAGCGGCAAUCUGCACACGGCGGCGCUCCCCGGCGCGGCGAGUCCCGCGGGCGCCGGGGGCGCGGCUGAGGCCGCUGGCGGCGCCGCGGGGGCCCUGGGGGGGCUCGGCGCCGGCUCGGGGGUCGGCAGCAGGCGGCGAAACGGAGGCGGCGGCGCUGGGCUAGGGGCCUCGCCUCGCCGCGGUCGCACAGGCGGCUCGGCAUACGACGAGGCGUCGCCGGCGAGCUCGCGCAGCAACCUCUCCUUCGCGGCAGACGAGCUGGUUCUCCAGCGACUGGGAACUCUGGCGGCCGACCACAUCGCCGCCCUGUCGGGGAUGCGCGGCGACGCGUUGCCGCUCGCCAGCGUUGACCUCGCUGCGCUGCUCAGAAGCGCCGCCGAUGCCGCGGGCGGGCCGGAGGGCCCUUCGCCAGGCUUUUAG